This is a messenger RNA of Schistosoma rodhaini, 5500 nucleotides long. The record is from the annotation of a GenBank genome assembly. NCBI's taxonomy places the organism in Eukaryota, Metazoa, Platyhelminthes, Trematoda, Strigeidida, Schistosomatidae.
AAUAAUAAUAAUAAUAAUAAUAAAGGUAAUAAUAAUAAUGUUAAUUGUCUUGCUUAUAAUAUGAGCAGGAAUAGAAUCGUCAAUAGAGUUCGUCAUUUCAUUCAUUUGUGUGUGGGCUGUGAUACUGCCCGGGUGCCCGAAGCAGGUGGUUUUCUUAGGGGGCCACACCCGGAGCCUUUGACCUAAAGGCCUGAUCCACAAGGCAGUGGAGCAUCGUGAGGAGAUGCAGUCCCAUGGUAGUCGUUGACCAAUGACAGGUUCUUCCGCCAUUCGUUCCAUCAGGAGACUGGAGCCCAUGUGCACCAUUGGUUUGGAAUCAGGGUUUUCCAACUCCCCUAGGUGGACCCUCCGUGUCCACCAAUCCGGUUAUAGCGCCGGACAUUCGCUUUUCGUCCUCUCACUUUCGCAAACAACACCCCCGCCACGAGAAGGCAGUGAGUAGGACUUCCCUGGCAGAGGCUAUAUAUUCGCUGGCCAUAUGAGAGCAUUUCGAGAGGGAGAGUAGACUCUCCCCACUCUCGGCCGUACCAGGGCAUUUGGGGGCGAUUGAUGAAGUAGUGAAACUUCAUCAGUUGAGAUGGCUGGGACAUGUGUUACGUAUGCCCGACCACCGACUGCCCCGACGUGCAAUGUUUCAUGGUGUAGGAGUAGGUUGGAAGAAAGCUAUGGGCGGCCAGACCAAAACGUGGCACAAAUCAAUGAAGUCACUGACAAGUGGACUGGGCCAUGUUGGUAGGUGUAGACUACCUGGUUGGGAUUCGCGAGAUGACAGCAACCGAUGGUUAGAGACCUUGAAUGACAUGGCUCAAAAUCGUUUGCAAUGGCGAAGAUGCAUCCACUCUUUGUGUUCUACCAAAUUCUAAUCUUCUGAAUUCCUCAUGUCUUUAUGUUUUUCUCUUUCCAAAUUUAUUUCACUGUACUAUACUCCUUCAAUAAUUUCUUCCAACCCUAAUAUUUUGGAUUUCUGAUUAUACUCCUACUACUUCUACCACUAUGGGAUUUGAAUCGACAACUGCAUCUCUGUGCUAAUGUGGUAUGGCAACUCGAACUGAUGUACGUACGUACGAAGUUCUACGUUGUGACUGACUGACUGAUUGCCUCUGUAAAAUUAUUCUGUUUUGUACUAAACAGUAUCUUGUCUAACGUUUUUAAAAAUGCUUAACGUCUCCCUAUGACUCAAGUAUUUAUCUUCAAAGUUGUUUUGUAACCAACGUGUAUCAAUGGUUAAAAGAUGAAACUGUCUCUUGAUGGUUGUAUAUUAUAGUUGGGCUUUUCUAGAAUAACAAAACACGAUAGUCUGUAUUUGUGUGGAUGUUCUUUUCUUUUGUUUGUAGUGCUUGCCAGCAAGGAAUUAUGAUAGAUUUUAGUGGCAUUUCUUAAAACAUUGAAACGUUAACAUCUUCAAUGAAUUUGUCAUCAGUUUUGAUAACUUUCUUAGCAUGCUCGCCUACUCUUGGAUUUUCGAUGCUGUCUUAUGAAUAUGUUUCUUCUGUUGUCGAAACAGAAUUCAUCAUCAGCUAUUAUGAACAUUCUUGUGCACAAUCUCGUCAUCGUUUUCUAAAAUCCAUACUCAAUUCGUUUCCAUUGAAUUAUUCCAUAAUGGAGAGAUGGUAUCCACCAUCUAAUGCGAAGGAGAAAAAAAGUGAUUUUGAUGUAAUCAAGAUAUUUAAUCUUAGUCGUAUGGAUGUAUCAAAUUUUAUCCAAUACUUAUCUAAUGUCAGCCAAAUAAAAUCAGUUUCACCACAAAAACAAAUAAAUCGUGUUCUUUUAAACUAUGGUAUAAAUGAUGGAGAAUUUCUGCACAAUUCCAGUCGUCUAGAUUCAAGAAGAAAUUUGAAACUGUUUGGCAAUUCACAGAGAUAUUCUCCUGGAACUUUACCAUUAGAUCCGUUAAAACAGCCAUGGAAACUGUUACAGGCGGAAUAUGCUUGGUCUCGUGGUUUGUGCGGUAAUGGUGUUCGUGUGGGCAUAUUUGAUACAGGAUUGGCACCAUCUGAUCAUAAACACUUUUCAUUAAGUAAUAUUAUUGAAAGAACUGAUUGGACAGUUGAUAUAACUAAUAGAUCCUAUUCUGAUGAUUCUGUUGAAGCUUUAGAUCGACAUGGUCAUGGAACAUAUGUUACAGGUUUAAUUGCUGCUCAAAAUCCUAAUUUAUAUUACUCAAAAUUUAUUCAUUCUUUUAAUAAACAUGAUGAUUCUACUUGUCCACCUUGGGGAUUUGCACCACGUGCUGAUUUAUUCAUAUUUCGUGUAUUCACUGAUACACAAAUAUCUUAUACAUCAUGGUUUUUAGAUGCAUUCAAUUAUGCAAUUAGUCGAAAAUUACAUGUUAUCAAUCUUAGUAUUGGUGGACCAGAUUUUUUAGAUAAACCUUUUGUUGACAAGGUUUUAGAAUUAUCUGCAAAUGGAAUAUUAUUAGUUUCUGCUAUCGGGAAUGAUGGCCCUUUAUUUGGAACAUUAAAUAAUCCAGCUGAUCAAAUGGAUGUUUUAGGUGUUGGCGGUGUAGAUGCUUUGGGUCGCGUUGCACGAUUUUCUUCACGUGGAAUGACUGGUUGGGAACUUCCAGCUGGUUAUGGACGUGUAAAACCGGAUAUUGUUACUUUUUCUACUGGUGUUAUCAGUUCUAAUCUAGACGGAAAAUGUCGUGUAUUAUCAGGAACUAGCGUAGCAUCUCCAAUUGUAACAGGAAUUGUUAGUUUAUUAAUUAAUGCUGCUUUAAACCAUAAUGCCAACUUAAUUAAUCAUGAAAAUAGUAGUCUAUAUCAUAUGAAUAUAGAUAACUAUCCAUUUGUACCUGUUAAUCCAAUUAGUAUUAAACAAGCUUUAAUAGCCAGUGCAAAUCAAUUAAAUUCAGUACGUGUAUUUGGUACGAAUUCAAUAAAAUGGUUACAAGAAACUGAUCAAAGUAGUAUGUUUGAACAAGGCGCUGGUUUGGUAAAUCUUCAGUCAGCCCUAGAGAUUGUACAGCGUAUGAAACCUCAAGCAAGUCUGAUGCCUAGUUAUUUGGAUUUAACACAAUGUCCAUAUAUGUGGCCAUACUGUUCUCAACCAUUGUACUCUUCCAUGCAACCAAUUAUCAUUAAUAUAACAAUUUUAAAUUCUAUGGAUGUUGUUGGUCGUAUAACAAACCCGCCUAUUUAUCAUCCAUACAUUAAUUAUAAUGGACAUCGUCUACAUGUUGGCAUUUCAUAUUCUCAAUAUCUUUGGCCAUGGGUUGGAUAUUUAGCUGUUUAUCUGAGUGUAACACCCGAUUCUAUUGACGAUAUUAUUCCAUCGUCGCGUUUCUCUGGUGUUGCUGAAGGUUAUGUGAGUCUUGUUGUGGAAUCUUAUGACAUUGUUCGAAAUCUAUCAUUAAACACAAAUCUACGAUUACCAAUUAAAGCUAACAUUGUACCUAUUCCACAUCGAUCAAAACGAAUUCUCUUUGAUCAGUUUCAUAGUAUUCAUUAUCCAUCUGGUUUUAUUCCUCGAGAUGAUUUGACCCGAUCAAAGGAGCCAUUAGAUUGGUUAGGAGAUCAUAUUCACACAAAUUUUCUUGAUCUAUAUACACAUCUACGUAGAAAAAGUUAUUUCAUUGAAGUAUUAACCUCUACAUUUGACUGUUUCAAUGCGUCUAAUUAUGGUACAUUCCUUAUUAUUGAUCCAGAAGAAGAAUUCUUUCCAUAUGAAAUAGAAAAAUUGUUUGUAGAUGUUACAGAUAAAGGAUUAUCAUUAAUUGUUUUCGCUGAUUGGUAUAAUACUAGUGUUAUGCAAAGUUUACGCUUUUUUGACACUAAUACCAGACGUUUAUGGACUCCAGACACUGGUGGAUCAAACCUACCUGCUUUGAAUGAUUUACUUCGACCAUUUAACAUUGAAUUCGGUGAUUCUGUUUUCGCUGGCAAUUACGUAAUAGGACAUCGAACUGUUGCAUAUCAUUCAGGUAGCAGUUUAAGAAAAUUUCCUAAUCGAGCUAUCGCUAAUCAUACUGGUCGAACUGUACUUUUAAAAGCUAAUCUAGUGGAUAUUGGUAAUCAGUUCAUUCAACAUGAUUCCAUGUUUUUAAAGUCAGAAUCAGUAACAUCAUUGGAAAGUGAUAAAAUCCUUGGUAAUUCUGAACCAAAUUUACGUUUAAAACCAAUAAUUGAUAAAGAUCCAACACCAACUAUACUUGGUCUAUGGACUCCUAUCGUUGAAAAUGUAAUUAGUGAAAUGGGACGUUUGUCAAUUUAUGGAGAUUCGGAUUGUUUAAGUUCUACGCAUUUAAAUUCAAAUUGCUUUUGGCUGUUAGAUGCAUUGCUUCAAUUCUCAACCAGUAGUAUGGGACGAAUCCCACGAAUUUUAAUUGAACAAAUGUUUACACCGAAUACAGAAAUUUGGAUUGAUUCCUCACUGACAGCACCUUUACGCGCAAAAAAUUCUCAAUUAAAUCUAUAUAGUAAUGUGUUAAGAAAAGAAUGGAAUUUAUCUACAUUGAAUACUAGUUAUCUACCAAUUGAAGCUUAUUAUUUUGUUGAAUUAUGUUAUAUCGCUCCAAAAGCUUCUAUAUUGAUAGAUAAUGGUAAACCAAAUGAAUCAUUCUAUCAUCCACAAAACUUAUUGCUCUAUCCAGUAGAAUUAUAUAAUCCAUCAAAACAAUUAUAUACUACUCAUUAUUGUCAUUCAUCCAUUUCAAUGUUACCAUCUAAUAAGAACUUAUUCCAAUUCAUGAAACCGAAAUUGUUAUUACAGUCUAUUAAUGACUUUAUACAACUUGAUAUGUAUAUGUCCUUUAAAAAUCAUAAAUUCAAUUUCGUGUACAUCAUUAUACUACUUAUAGUAGUGUGCUAUUUUUGUAAACGUGGUAUCAUGUUUUGCGGUGACAGUGUAUUAUAUGUAACAGGAUGGAUUUUCUGUAUGAUUCGAUAUGUGAUGGUGCGUAUUUUAUUUCGUUUUUAUAAUUUAUGGCGUACUUAUAUUAGUGAUUGUUCACAAAUGAGAUUCAGCAAGAUAAAUGCUACUAAUAGCUCUACUACUACUACUACUACUAGUAGUAGUAGUAGUAGCAGUAGUACUACUGUUGAAAUAUCACGACUGUCACCAUCUAUUGUUCAGAAAAUUAGCCAACAGAACAGAUCUAAUAUACAUAUAUGAGUAUAUAGAGGACAAAUAAUUGGUCAGCUUGUGAAUUGCAUAUUCCUGUAUUGAUCGAUUACGGUUUUGUGUAGGUCAAGUGAUUUGAUCUUCCAAUGAUUUCUUUACAUCAUAUCCCUUUUUCUCAAAUGUAUAUUAAGUUCAUCCAUGUAUUGUGUUUGAUUUCAAUUCAUUUGUGUAUCCCUUUUCGCUUUCAUAUUUUCACCUAUUUUGUAAAUAGAAAUGUGUUUCGGUAUAAAAUGAUACUUGUUUUUCAAAGUAUAACGAUAUAUAUCGCAGCAUUCAAUAUUCCAUUGAGAAACAAGGUACUUUUUGUAAGUAGUAUGUAUUUGUUAAUCAAUCAGUUAAUUAUAUUUGAUUGAAUAUAAUUAAUAAAUGAUUCCACGUC